This is a messenger RNA of Papaver somniferum (opium poppy), 1454 nucleotides long. RefSeq names its product F-box protein At3g07870-like. Lineage: Eukaryota; Viridiplantae; Streptophyta; Magnoliopsida; Ranunculales; Papaveraceae. The transcript has 2 exons. The record is from RefSeq and is a predicted model, not a curated record. The coding region runs from base 53 to 1279 and encodes 408 amino acids. Gene Ontology annotation, molecular function: protein binding.
CCAUUUUUCACCACUAAAACUCAAACCCUAACAAGAUUUUCGUCAUUCAUUCAUGGAUUACUUCAAAAUUCUUCCCGAGGAGAUCACGUUAGAUAUUCUGACUCGCUUACCAACUGAAUCGGUGCUUGAUUCCAAGUUAGUAUGCACAAAUUGGAGAAGUAUUAUUUCUGAUCAUCCAUCCUUCUCAAAAAUGCACUUAUACCAUCUCAAUCAUCCUUCUGAUUCUGCUUCCGAUGAUUAUGGUAAGUUGGGUUUUCUUGCUUUCACUUAUGAUACCCGUCAUAAUAAAAUCUUUUACUAUAUUGAAUAUAAUGAGAAUCGUGAUGAAUCAACAACACCCAUUCAGAGAAUUAGAAGGAUAAAAUUCACCCCUCCAAUUGAGCGUAUUGGCUUUGUUGGUUCCUGUAAUGGCUUGAUCUGUCUUGUUCAAGGCCCAUUUGUAUGGAUUUGGAAUCCGAUCACCAAGGAAUACCUUAUGCUUCCUAAAAUUAAGAGAGAUUGUCAAAUUGGUCGGUAUAGAUUUUGGACGACCCAAUUUGGAUAUGUUUCUUCAACUAAUGAAUACAAAGUUUUAGGAAUAUAUAAGUAUGAGACCAAGUAUAUAAAAGUCUACGUGUACACUCUAGGCAGUGGCAAUGGCUGGAGAAAGCUUGGAAAGUUCUGUUUUGAAUCCAGAAAUUAUUGGGCACAAUUUGUCUUUGUCGAUGGUGCUCUUUAUUGGCUAGACGAAGAAUUAAAAAGGAUCAUUACCUUCGAUUUGGCCAAGGAAAAGUUCUGUGAGGAUAUAUCACCACCUCCCUUGCCACCAGACCAUGAUUGGCAUGAUAGUAGACUACGGGUUUUGAAUGGGGUUUUAUCUUUUGCAAUUUGUCUAGAUGUCGAAGGAGAUGAAUUUUAUGACAUAUGGCUAUUGAAAAAGAAGGAUGAUAGUCAUGACAAGAAAGGGAAAGUGGAAAAUCAGUCAAUGGGUUGGAGCAAAGGAUUUAGGGUCGGGAAUAGUAAAUUAUUAGCAAUUACAAAGAGAAAUGGUGUUUUAGCUUUCGUCCGUGACUGUCUCAACAUAUACGGCACAAUAACUUGUACCUCGAAAAGCCUUGUCAAGUUUAAGAAUUGUCUUCUUCAAGUAACCCCUCAUAAGAACACCUUAGUUUUGUUGAAAGAAUUAGGGGAAGAAGAUACAAAAAGAAUGGAGUCAGUUGAUAUUGAGGAGGCAAAUGAGCAUGAUUAUCCUUUCAAGCAGCCACAGGAGGACGCCAGCCCUGAAUACGUCUACUUAUAAACUGGUCAUACUAACUAUGCUACUGCUCGGAAUUCAAAGCCGCAUAGUCCUGUCCUAGUUCCGACUUUCUCAUCCCCACAAUGUCCAUGACCUUUUGAGAAUACUGCAGACAUUUGCUUCUAGCCUAAAAUUACUGUGGCAUGUCCAUUUGUCUGAUACAUAUAGAAGUCCUAUG